This is a messenger RNA of Halteromyces radiatus, 969 nucleotides long. RefSeq names its product peroxisomal biogenesis factor 11-domain-containing protein. The transcript is spliced from 2 exons. The coding region runs from base 91 to 873 and encodes 260 amino acids. The record is from RefSeq and is a predicted model, not a curated record. Gene Ontology annotation, biological process: regulation of peroxisome size; peroxisome fission. Lineage: Eukaryota; Fungi; Mucoromycota; Mucoromycetes; Mucorales; Cunninghamellaceae. Gene Ontology annotation, cellular component: peroxisomal membrane.
AUUUUUUUUUUCCUUCUUUUUUCUCUUUUCUCUCUAUUGUUUAUAGAUAAUUUAUUGUAUUAUUAUUAUUAUUAUUACUUUUUCUUACUAAUGUCAACGAAUGUCAAUGUUUUUCAAUUACCUUCACCCAUGGCUUCACCUCCACGAUCUUGUUCACCAACAAAAGGAUUUGAUACAUAUAAUGCCAUGCUUACACCAAAAGACGAAAAAAAACAAAAGAUUGACAAGAAGAAAAAACAACCAUCACUAUUAUCAAUACUUGAAAAAUAUAUUUCUGAUUUAGAAGGACGUGACAAGUCGAUCAAGAUCAUUCAAUAUACAUUCAAGAUCUUAUUACAUUAUCAACUCGUAGAUAAAAAACGAUGGACAACUAUGGUCAGUCAUUUUUCACAAACUCGUAAAAUUUUACGGGUCGGUCACUGGCUCGGUACAAUUCAAGAAAUGCAUCAACUUUUAUUAUCAUCAUCCAAUCGAUCUUUUUUAUCUCUCUUAGCAAAAUGGUGUACAUUAUGGAUUACGCUUGGAAAUGAAGUGGCUGAUGAUUUAUUUUGUUUUUACAAGAUGGGUGUUUUUGGUCCUUCUCUAGGCAAAAAGGCAGAAAAGAUCUCUAUUUAUUGUUGGUUUAUUGGAAUUUGGAUUGAUUUUAGAUCAAAUAUCAUGACAUUACAGAAAUUGUUACAACAACAAAAAGAAGAGGAUCAACAAAAAAUCUUUUUGACUAAAAUCUCUUGUACAAAAUUAUUAAUGGAUGGUAUCUUUUGUGCUUGUGAUAUAUGGGAACCUUCUUUCUCUCCUGUUGUACAAGCUUGGUCAGGAUUCUUUAGUGGUUCUUUAUCAGGUUAUAAACUUUGGUACAAGAUAAAAUCAACUUAGAUAAUUCCCCUCCAUAUAUUUUUCAUCAUCUCAUUCUUUUAUAUUUUCAUACCCUAACUUUUAUCAAAUAAUAAACUAUUUAUUUAUCUAUUUUUA